Molecule: messenger RNA, 4978 nt
Organism: Lytechinus pictus (painted urchin)
Lineage: Eukaryota; Metazoa; Echinodermata; Echinoidea; Temnopleuroida; Toxopneustidae
Exons: 5
Coding region: 33-749 (238 amino acids)
Biological process (GO): regulation of transcription by RNA polymerase II
Cellular component (GO): nucleus
Molecular function (GO): RNA polymerase II cis-regulatory region sequence-specific DNA binding; DNA-binding transcription factor activity, RNA polymerase II-specific
Source: RefSeq, a predicted model, not a curated record
AUUGGUCGUAGUGCUGUCUGCUCGAAGAAAAAAUGGAAACUCCAGUCAAACUGAAAAAGUCAAGAUUCACACUGGAACAAUUGCAGUGUAUGUGCGAUUUUGUGCGCAUCAACCACACACGGUUGUUUGGUCAACCAUUGUCGCCUUGUGAAAGGGUUGCCGAAACAAGAAGGAAGGCAUGGGAGGAGCUGUCAGAGCAGCUAGCUGCUCUUGGCUGUCCCGGUCGGACUGCCUCUAACCUGAGGCAGUCCUGGAGUGACCUGAAAAAAAAAGCGAAUGAUUACGCUAGACAGAGAAAUAAGACUGGAGGAGGACAGUGCAAAAUAAAGCCUAAGAUGGAGAUGGUCCUGGCAGCCAUGCGAGAUAAGGCAGUACAUGGGAUCCGUGGCAUGGAGACCGAGACUGGGGCAUCAGAGAAACCGCUAUCACAAAAUACGGCAGCCUGUGCCAUGCUAGCUGAGAUGGGGAAUCCGAUGGAGGAGGAGGUUGAGGAGGUGGUCGAGGAGGUGAAGGAGGCAUCGAGGGAAGAGGGGGGUCCAGGAGGUCAUGCAGGACGCCAAGACGUCCAGCAUAAGAGAAGGUGUUCUCUCCGGUAUGACCAACACACAGAAUACCAGGAGCGUCUGUUGGAAGUUCAGCAGGAGACGCUCAGAACGCAGCAAGCUAUGCUGCAAACAUUUAAUAACAUCCAUGAUGUUUUUAAAGAUAUAAGAAAUAGUUUGCAGCAGUUUGUUAAUGGACAUCAGUAGUGAUUCUGGACAACUAGGCCCAAAUUCAAAAAGGUGGUUUUUAAAACCAUCGGUUGAACCCAUGGAUGCAGGUUUCCUGUAUGAAUUAUGCUUAUUUGCCCUGCAUAGUAAUAAAUGUUCUAUGCUGAUGCGCACUUUUGUCACAGUGCACCAAAUUAACGACCAUGGUUAAGGACGCUAGUUUUAUUCAUGAGUCCACUGUUUGAAGAGUGGACUCAUGGAUAACCAUGGCAACUGGCGUUAAUUUGGCACACUGUGACAAUAGAGAGCCUCAACCUUGGACCCUUUUUUUUAAUAAACGUAAUUUAUACAGGAAGUCUGCAUAAACCAUAGGUUCAUCCGAUGGUUUUAAAACUUACCUUUGUGAAUUUGGGCCUUUAUCUUUGAAUCAUUUUUGUUUGUAUGUAACUACUGAUUCCAUUAACAACUACAAUAGCUUGUCUGUGUUUUGAGCCACUCUUGCUGAAUUUUACAGCACGCUUCAACUAUUUAUUGGUAUUCCACCUUUUCUUAUGCUGUUCUCUUGGCCUCCUGCUAAUAGCUCUAUACAGUAUUAUCAUAUGCAAAAUGUUAUAUUUUUAUUGGUAGAAAUCCAGACAACAACCUUUAUAACAUGGAUAUUGUUGGUCUCACAAUGUUUGUUUUUUUAUAAAAAAGCAAAUGUUUUCAUUUUAAAAUAACCUGUGCUAUGUAAUGUAUUUAUGAUUCAUCUUAUCAACUCUUAACCUAAAUACUUCAUUUUUUCAAGAAUUAAUAUAGAAUUUUUUUUUCUUAGAUGUUUUCAUCAUCUGGAGAUUUGUAGCAAAAAUUGAACUACACAAACACCUCAACGGAAGAAAUGAGUAGACUGAAAACCUAAUGAAUAUUGUUUUAGAACUUGUAGUAAAAUCACCUUGAACUUCCAAAAAUUUCCAAAACCAUACAUUUAGCAAAUAUUAUGUAAAUGAAUACAAAAAAUGACAAAGACUACAUUCUUCUGAAUUGAGGAUGUUAAACUUGAUCUUUUAUUCUCAUCUCAGUAGAUAGAAAAUAAUGUUAUUCAUUCAAUACUCUAGUAAAAUUUGAAUCAAUGCCUUGCAAUGCAACAAAAACAUUUUGGUGCUGAAAUCCUCAUGAGAAUCCCUCUCUAAGAAUAGUUCAAUGUUCACUUAUACAUUUUCAUAAUCCAAAUCUGGGUAAAAGGAUAACAUAUUGAUCUCUAAUUCUCUAUUAUUCAACUCUGAAAUAAAUUUCACUAAAGAAAUGACAAGUACAAUAAGAUUUCCUCCAAUAUUAUAACAUCAGUGAUGUGGGUUUUUUUUUCCAUUAUCUUGUUCUGGAAUGUGUGACUGCAUCAAUUUUUCAGUGUCACUCAAGACAAAAGCUCAAGUAAAUCAGAGUGAGUAAAAAUUAGCCAUCCCUUCACUCUCGGUCUUGAUAUCUGUGUUUAACAUAUAUCGUUGGAACCCAGGUGACACUUGCUAUAUUGUAAUGUUUCACAAAUUACUUCUGAUCAUGUACACCAAUGCUUUAUAUUCCAGGGUUAUGCUUAAUUGAUUCUAGAGUUGAUGCAUAAACCAAUUUUCAUGGGAUUCAUGACCACAUUCCAUGUGAUCCUUGCCUGUUGCAUCUGACUCUCACAGCAUAUAUGAAGAAUUAUAUAUUCAGAUGUCUUAUAUGUAUGCAGGUUUGGGUUUCUUUCAUAAUUUCAUAAUCAUCAACCAUUUGGAGGUAUGAUGUACUCUAUCAUUUGGAAUAUUCAAUACAUUUACAGAACCAUUCAAUAUGAUGCUCACUGUGAGAAUCUUUCACCAUGAAAGUCAGGAUCAAAAUAGACAAGUAUACAGUAUUUGCAAAAGUGCUUUCUGUAAAUAUAUACUCCAAGAAUAUUUAUGCAUCUAUGUUUGUAUACAUAUGAAUGACAAUUGUUUUCAUUGUCUCCAAAGGUGCACAUUUUGGUAAGAUUUGUUGUCAAUCAUUAGGGGCAUUGCUUGUGACUACAACCUCUCACUCUUCAUAGAUCUUAGGCACAUGUAUAUGUAUUCACAUUUACUUUUGUGAGUUUUGUCACUCAGCCAGUCCCAAACUCUACCACAUGUUAAAUCAUAAUUAGAUCAUUGUGUAUAUGGAGGUUAUACCUUAUGCUAGAAAAGACCAACAACCUAAGAGCAAAGUUGAAGUAAAGUUAGUGCCUUGAAGAUCAAUGGUUUAUGAUUCAGAAGUUUGCCAUUGCUCAUUUUCAACUGGUCAAAACAAUAUGAUUUGUAGUGAAAUUAUAUAAAUCAGAAAUAAAGUGCAAUUGUAAAUACAAUGCUUUCAAACUAGUUACAAUAUCUGUAACACCUUUCCAAUAAAUAUUUUGAAAAAUGUCAAUAGAAAAUAAAGCGAAAGCUUUCAACUUUAACAGAGCAAUGACAAUGGGGAAAAUGUGCAUGGUAAAUCCAAACCAGUUCAAGCAAAAUAAUCGUUUAUAAUAGCCUGUCUUACGGCAGCACCAGUGGGCUCAUUUCCUUCUGGCUCGUGGGGAUUGACAUCUUCAUCAACUUCCAUGUGGUAUUCUUGUUCUGGUUCUUUCAACUCCUUGCUUAUGUUGAAGAGGACACAACAAGCGAUGAUGAUGUCACUGGCCCUCUCUGGGGACAUAUUGAUGCCACCACCCAACAAGCAUCUGAAUUUAUUCUUGAGCUGCCCGUUGACUUGCUCGAUGAAAACCCGUGUCUUACAGUGUGCUCUGUGUGCAAUAAAAUAGAUUUUGGAGUAAGGUACAUGUAAAGUCAGAUUUAAAUUCAUUGUGAGGAUUUCCCCUCCUACAUAAUGUAAAAUAAAAUAUUCUCAAUAUUCUGCAUAUAGUAUUUGCAAAAUUGAAAUGAAAUGAAAGACAUGAAACUUCACUUUGAAAAAAAUUAAAGGUCAAGUCCACUUACCAAAAAGUUUAUUUGAAUAAAUAGAUAAAUUUCAAACCAGAAUAACGCUCAAAAUUUGAUCAAAAUCAUAUCUGACAUAAGAAAGUUGUGACAAUAUAAAGAUUUGCUUAUUUUCCACAUAACAGUUCUAUGCUCAACUCAGUGUUAUGCAAAUGAAAGAGUUGAUGAUGUUAUUGUCAUGCUAUUUUAUUUGUAUUUUAUUGAUUGAAUUAUGCAAUAUUUCUAUUUUUACAGAUUUUACAAUAAGAACCCUCUUGUUUGAACCACAAAAUGUUAAGACAAUGGAAUUCCCCAUGUUCAGGGAGGAAUGAAACUUUGUUUCACAUGAUAAUGAGAAAAUUAAUAUAUUUCAUAUUCAUAUAAUGAAACACACAAUAGAUGGUGAUUGGGUGAUGUCAUCAGUUCCCUUAUUUGCAUACCAACCUAGAUGAGCAUAAAACUGUUUUGUGAAAUUAAGCAAAAUUCUAAAAUGUCAUAAAUUUCUUAUUUUAGAUCUGUUUCUGAUCAAAAUUUCAGCAUUAUAAGCAUGAUUUCCAUUGUUAUAUUCAAAUCAGCUUUUGUUGGGGUGAACUUGUCCUUUAAGCUGCAAAAAUGUUGAUAUUUCAAAUUUAUUUAUUUAUUCAUUUAUUUUUGUUUUCUUUAGACCCUGUAGGGUGGUCUCUUCAGUACAUAAAAACUGCCUCUCAUUCGAGAGAACCCUGUACGCUGAAAAUUUGAUCAAUGUAGGGUGACAGGCUAUUAUAUUUCUCAUUUCAGAAAUGCUUUCAUUUGUGUAUUGAUGAUUACAGUUUGGUACUUAAAUAAUUAAUUCAUCUCUGAUUUAUAUAUUAUGCCAAAUUUUAUUUAUUAAUCUGUUGUGAUAUAAACACACUAAAGAGCUUUAUGGUGUAUAUAUGUAUAUAUGUAAAUUUCAAAAUAUUCUAUAAUGUGUUUAUCAAAAUGACACAUGGUUGCUGAGCAUUCAUUGAUAAUAUUAUAAUUGAAUAUUAUUAAAAUUUAUUAACCUGUUAUAUGCUCUUUCAGCAUUGUUAUGUGGCUCUCGAACUGGCGUCAUGAGCCAUGGCUCCAGGCGAUAUCCUGCAUCGCCUAGCAGGAUACCUUGCAGUUCGCCAUCAUCAAAUCGUUGUCCAAUGGCACUGUUCUGUUGAUUUAAAAGAAAAGGGACCUUGUCAAUAUUCAAUUACAUCUUUCAAUACACAAACAAGGGAUACGAUGACCAUUGAAAUCAACAUAUGACUUGAUUACAAAUUCAGUUGUAAAUUGUUAAUAAUGACUUCUUUGGUCUAUCACUUUUAACUGUUCUUAAUAAAUGAUAAGUUUUCUGUA